AUGGUAAGCAGAAACAAUACUCGAAGGAUUGCCGAGUUUCAAGACGAGCUAUACGGCGCGGGAAGUAUUAUCGGGAAUUUCCGACGAACUUCCUCACUGCGGCUGCGCGGUGAGAAAAUGGUGCAGCGCUCGCCUUUAUUAGCUAGAAAAUACAUUCCUGUAAUCACGGAAACCGGAACACAAAAACGUAGCGAUGGCACCCGGUUACCAGAACCGAGCCAUCGCCCUCGAAGCCAAUCGUUUAAUGCAAGUACGCAUAUCAGACCGAAGAAGUCCUGUUUAAAAAUACAUGAUUGCCUAGACAGAAAAUUGAGUAUGACGGAUUCGGCACACACGCCGCCCGGCUCACCUGAGGACUUGCCUGAUGAUGAUUCCCUGAAUAGUUACGGCAGUGCCGCGACGGCGGCUUCGAUAGAUGCCGGUUAUGCCCCUUUCAACGGGACAACGUUUAGUGGCAGGUCCAUGCGCUACGUGUUGCACUGUUCCUCGCACGCUGGCCUUGCAGGAGAGGAAUAUCUGACGCCAACACAACGCGCACAGAAGCAAAUACGUCGUCUUAAGAGUCUUUUGAGCCAGGCUAAGAAGGACUUAGAAAAGAAGGACAGUGAAAUUUUCCAACUCACAAAAGAGGUUGUUGAACUACGUCUCUAUAAGGCCUCUGUGUUUUCCCCAGAUGAAAAAUCUAACUCAAGUGAAAUAGUGACAAUCAGGGAGAACAAUGAUGAAUCAAUUGAGGAGCACAGUGUCAAAUUUAAAGAUGUCUGCAGAUCCUACGAUGUCACAGACAGUCCGUUUAAAGAUCACAGCACACCAACUAGAUGUAGAAAUGAAAUGCAGGGAUCCUUUACAGAUUCUGGACACUUUGACGACUUGACAAAUUCCUCUUUGCAUUCAAAAGAGUCUGUUCACAUGUUGACGCAUGAUGCAUCAUGUAUGACAGAGAGCUUGGACAGUGAUGAAGAGAGACGUAGCCUAAUAUCAUUUUAUGAGAAGAAAGUUGAGGAUGUGAUGAGAGCACAUGUUGGUGAGACGCAGGAAAUGAAAAAAGCACACAAUGACAAAGUGGAGGCACUAUUGCAGAAGUUGGCGGAUGUCAACACUAGAUACUGCGAGUUACUACCAAAUUAUGAACAGGCUAAAGAGAGGAUCCAUCUCUUGGAAAAGCAGUUGGAGGAAGCCAGUCGACAGCUUCAAGAUGAGGAUAAUCGCCAGCGAGCUAUGUAUCUACAGAUGUAUAAUAAGGGGAUGGAGGCAGCUAAAUUUGAAUUAGAUAAGGAAGCCGAAGGUGAAGGAUCUCAGAGUCAGCUAAGCCGAGUUUCGGUUGAAGAGCUCCUAGACCAGCUACAAAUAACACAGACUGAGCUUGAAAACGUCCGAGAUACAGCAUUCGCAACGGACAGAACAGCGUCACAAGUACUUCUUAGUGCAAAGGAGGCUGUUUCUUUAUGGGUCCUAGGAGCGAGAAAGGCAAUGUACCGUCGUAUCGUUGAGUCACAGAAAGGGAGCAAGACCAAUGUUGACCCAGAAGUUACGCUACAGUUCCUCAAAUCGGCUAUCUACUACUUCCUCACUGAUCCUGAAAACCACCAAGGCCACCUGAACGCUAUUGAGAACAUACUAGGGUUCACUGAAGCCGAAAAGAAAAACAUUCGCAAGGCUAGAUUGAUAUAG
Molecule: messenger RNA, 1671 nt
Organism: Leptosia nina
Lineage: Eukaryota; Metazoa; Arthropoda; Insecta; Lepidoptera; Pieridae
Source: the annotation of a GenBank genome assembly